AGGGAUCCGCCUGCAAUGCUUUGUUUGGGGAGGAACGGAAAUGGUAAUUAUAUUAGUCUUGGCUUGCUUGCCCCCCGCAAGAAGGCGAAAAUCCAGAACGGGAAGUUAUCUCAUCACUUCUUACGCACUUCAACCGUCAUUCGUGAACGACAGGACAUGCGCAAAUGACGAAUAGGCCUACAACAUGGCGACUUGCAUACGUUUCAGGUCGCAAAAAGCUUGUUCUUUCUUGCUUUUCUGCUUGGUUUGUGUUGGAUUGAUGCUUACCAUCCAGCAGCUAUGGCUUCAACGAGUUGGAGUCCGCGGAGAUAUAUGCAGCUGUACACCAUAUCCACACCAACCUUCAAAUGUACCUCCGUUGAUAGCAAUAUGGCAAGAGAUUCAGCAACCGAACCAUGCACCUUCCGACAGACGUAUUAGUCAUUAUGAUGUCAACAACAGUCAAACCUUGGUAGCUGUUGACCCCAAGUCGGUGGCAGUGGAUAUAACGUCAGUAAACAGGACUAAGUAUAAGCUGAUAUCGCCAAUGACUCCACGGGUGGGUGAUACUUUACACUUCCAUAUUGAAGCUAGAAAUGAGGCGGGACAUCAGAUCAUGGACGGUGGGGACUUCUGGUUCGGUGUAAUGGAGAGUCCCAAACUGAAGGCUGCUACUGCUGCCCGGGUAAUAGACCACCAUAAUGGCACAUACAGCAUGUACUUUUUGGCUAGUUGGGCAGGGGAUGUAAGGGUUAGAAUUACCCUUGUACACCCUAGUGCUGCCAUAGAUUACCUCAGACAUUCAUUUCGCCACGCUGAGAAGAAGGUGCUAUGGAACGGUAUUUUCUCCUCUCGGACCGUGAAAGAGAAAUCACUAUGUUGGAUCAACCAUCAUGGCAACAUGUCCAAUACAUGUGUUUAUCUGCCGCAGAGGGCGCUACAUCACACACAGCUUAUAUGCAAUCUACCCGCUUCUCUACCUUGUAAUACCCUGUCUGGUGUGGUUGGAGCAACUUCAUAUGCAUACCAGUUUCAGCGGGUGCUUACUCCUAACGUAGCACACUUAUUCACCAGAGCCUUUGUGAAUGUACCGCUGCCGUUUGAAAAACCAAGCACCAUCCAAGAAACGAUAGAUGGAAGGGCAAUCCUUGAUCCGCAGCUGUACUCACUACCCAUCUGUCAAGCAGAUCUCUCCCGUGCUCUUUCCGAUGGUUUCUGGUACAACAACCACUGGCAAUCGUUGGUUUGCCAACCCCGUAUUAAAUUCUCUAAAAUGAAUAUCCAGGAAUGCUUGCGGGGACAAAACAUUUACCUUACGGGAGACUCCACAACACGCCAGUGGUUUGCAGAAAUAGCGAAAUCCUUGAAUUUAAGCAGUGCGGCAGACCGACAGUUUAAAGCCAAGUCUUUUCACUUAUUCAGGAAAGACAUGAAGAGCAACAUCAGUCUUGAGUUCAUCUUUCACCCCCUCUCUCUUCAUCCAUCUGCCGUGUUUGUUAAUUUCUCUAUUGUGCGAUUUGAAGCAGACGUCUUGCAUAGCCUAGCCAAAGUCCCUUGUCAAAAUGCAAUAGUGGUCAUUAGUCCGUGGGCACAUUUUCCCAACUAUCCAUGGGGAAGCUAUGUGGACUGGUUAGAAGGCAUACGUGACGCUUAUUCCUACGUCAAGAGAACUUGUCCUAAUAUAAAGCUUGUUGUAAAAACACCACAUCCUGUCAACAUGCAAUGGGAGAUGAAAGCUCGUGAUUGGAUGUUCUAUCAGAUGAAAGAAGCCAUGUGGAAAGUCUUUCAAGGAUCGGGAGCUUUCUUUUUGGAUGUCUGGGACAUGAAUCUCUCUUAUCCCUCAGCACCUAUCAAUAUGCAUAUGCCAAAUAAUGUCAUCCAAGAAGAAGUAUCGCUCUUCCUUUCUCAUGCUUGCCGAAGAUGAUGUGUGUGUAUUUUAUCUUUCGAAGUCGAUUUUAUGUAAUUGUAAAUAUUAGGUCUCGUAUGCCAAAUUUACAAAUAGGUAAAACAUUUCUACGAUCCUUUGUCUAAAAUAUUGUAGCACUGCCGUUAACUGACGUCAUUUUUAAUGAAUAUUCACGUUUUGAUUAAGAGGUGCUAAUAUUUGUUUAAGUAUAAUAUUUCUGUUUACAUGUAUACAUUUUUGAUACAGAGUAUUAUCACCAAAAUUAUACUCUGAAUCAUCAUUUAUUAGAAUAUACUAUGUUAAGGUAUUAUUGAGUAUUUGAUUAAUGUUCUUGUUUAUUUUCUAAUUAGUAUUGAUAGUGCGUAUAGAAUGUAAACAAUAACCACGUUUUUAUAUUCAAUGCGUUUUUGUGCAUGUUUUUGACACCGUCCAUCUCUCGCCUAUAGUUGAGAGCCCUAAUGUUUGUGCUCUUGGUCAUAAUUGACUACUUUUUAUGACUUUUUCAACUUAUCAGUGCCCAAAUUUCAGUUUACUACUUCAGUGAGGUGCAUAGCAACUCUUGCUUGGGCCUGAUACGGGAUUUAUUCAGUUGGACAUUUGAUCUUCAUGUUUUCAACGCAACUUUUCGUCAUAACGAUUUCAACCAAGAUCUGACUUCGCCUUCGCAUAGCCU
Molecule: messenger RNA, 2558 nt
Organism: Strongylocentrotus purpuratus (purple sea urchin)
Lineage: Eukaryota; Metazoa; Echinodermata; Echinoidea; Camarodonta; Strongylocentrotidae
Product: NXPE family member 4
Exons: 6
Coding region: 185-1903 (572 amino acids)
Source: RefSeq, a predicted model, not a curated record